Amphibalanus amphitrite is the source of this 2580-nucleotide messenger RNA. Its product is annotated as innexin inx2-like. Gene Ontology annotation, cellular component: gap junction; plasma membrane. NCBI's taxonomy places the organism in Eukaryota, Metazoa, Arthropoda, Thecostraca, Balanomorpha, Balanidae. The coding region runs from base 431 to 1726 and encodes 431 amino acids. The record is from RefSeq and is a predicted model, not a curated record. Gene Ontology annotation, biological process: phototransduction. Gene Ontology annotation, molecular function: gap junction channel activity. The transcript has 4 exons.
AGCAGCGGCCCGACAGUGGCCGAUGUAGGGUCGUCCCCGUCGGACCGGGCGGGGCGGGCCACAACAGGCCCAGGGGCGGACCGCGGCGCGGCGCGGAACGGCACGGCUGCGGCUGCGGCGUCCACCGCACAGCUGUGCAGGCAGAAAGGCGGCCGUUCAGCCGCUGUCGCCGCGAGGUUCGAGACCGCCGGCAAACGAGCCGCGGAUAAUCGAUACUCGGUGGGUGUCUGGAGGUGGUGGGCGGACGGCGUUCAAUAGUGUCGCGUGGACCGUGCUACCUGCCAGGUGGGGCACGAGGUGCCAGUAACGUGUGACAGUGCACCGAAACACGCUGUGCGGGCACUGCUGUUAAGAAGUUCUUUGAGGUCCCAGCUGCAGCCAAAGAGCACGUGGCAAAGGAGGCCCAGCUAAGAGAGCCCAGCCGACCAGGAUGGCCAUCACCGCCCUGCUCGGCGACGCGGCCGCCGUCAUCAGGAAGAAGCAGCCCGGCCAGGUGCUGAUCGACAACAAGGUGUUCCAGCUGCACUACCGUGUCACCACCUUCCUCUUUCUCUCUUUCUCCAUCCUCUCCACGGCCAACAGUCUGCUCGGCGACCCGAUGAACUGUGCCUGCGCAGACUGCGCCAAGUCAGGCAUCACCAAGGAGAUAAUAAACACGCACUGCUGGAUUACUGGCACGUUCACACUGCCCAGCAAACAGCCCGGCAACGACCGACUCGGCAUAUCAAAAGCUUUCCCGGGUCUGGGCACACCGAACCGGGGCGAGCUGCCGGCCAAGUACCACCUCUACUACCAGUGGGUGCCGUUCGCGCUCUUCAUCCAGGGCAUCAUGUUCUACAUGCCCCACUGGAUGUGGGAACUGAACGAGGACGGCCGGGUGUUCACGCUCGUGCGCGAGCUCCGGCUACCAACCAUGGACAAGGAGGCGCUGAAGAAGAAGGUUGGCGAUCUGACGCGCUACGUCACCGAAACGCUCGGCUCCUACGACGGCUACUACCUGCGCUUCGUCAUCUGCGACGCCCUCAACAUCGUCAACGUCAUCUUCAAUAUCGUGUUCACCAACCGCUUCCUCAACGGCGAGUUCUACUCGUACGGCUCUCGCUGCUGGGAAUAUUUCAAUAACGUCAACGCCACAGUCAGUCCCAUGAGCGAGACGUUUCCAAAACUCACCAAGUGCACCUUUCAGAAGUUCGGCGUCUCUGGCACCGUGCAGAAGCUGGACGCCAUCUGCGUGCUGGCGCUCAACAUCUUCAACGAGAAGGUGUACCUGGUUCUCUGGUUUUGGCUGCUGACGCUGGCCAUAAUCACCAUCUCAGUGUUCCUUUUCCGCUCGGCGUUUCUGCUCAUGAAGCGCUUCCGUCCGGGCAUGUUUCAGCGGCGAGCGCUGACGCCACACACGACUGACAUCGAGGACGUAGUGCGCAACAUCUCCGUCGGCGACUACUUCUUCCUCGGUCUGCUCGCCAAGAACCUGGACAUCACCGCGCUGCGGCUGUUCCUCUCGCAGCUGGCACGCGUCUCGCGCAAGCGCCGUCCUCCGCCGACACACCGCGAGCGUCGCCCGUCGCGUGCCGGCGAGGAGUCGAUCGCGAUGCUGGCGCGGCCGGGCGCGCUGCCGACUCUUGCCGAGCCGUCGGGGUCGCCGGCACCGCAUCCCCGCUCCCGCCCCAGCUCGCCGAGGGCGCACCACGCCCGGCCUGCGUCGCCCGCCAGACUACGCGUCUAGUCUGGCAGAGGUGUGUCAAGAGGCUUGUCGGGUGCACAUUGCACGUGCUGGUCGGGGUGACGGAUGGAAGGCCCAGGAGUGAGUGGGUGUGGUGGAGGUCGAUGUUCAGUGGGGCGGUGCACAGCGGACCCGAUUUCGUGCAAGUCAUCGGACAGGUUUUAUUCAUCCUUAUAUCAUUUGAAACCGUUAUGACUUUGAUUAGUACCGGUGCCGUUUCCCAAUCAAGCUUUACCAAUAAGCUUUUUUAAGCAUUUCAUCUUAACAACUUCAUUAAAACCUCUCAGCCAACUAUAUAGCGUUCUGACCAAUGACAUGUAAACACCCGUCUGCUGUGCUGCUGUGUUUACAAGCGGUGAACCUCGCCUUGAUGCGACAUUGUCUCUAAGCUAGCAUCAGGCAACGUUAGUUUAUAAGCUGGUGACGGAAUCUCGACGGCUGCUGUAGUGUGUGUCAGUAUGUAUUUUCCAACAGCACUAUUCGCUAUGUUGAAAAGGGUGCCAGGCAUCAUUGUUAGUGCUAGGAAAUUGUGCCGCAGUGUACUCGAACGAACCGCGCAAUGCAUAGGCGUAUAAAAAAUCGCUAACUGUGCCGUUUUUCGUGCAUCGCCACUUGCCAGGGCCCAGGGUUCGGAUAAGAAUGCGAAGUUCUAACCCUUCGUUGUGUAUAACAGCUCUACAACUAAAGUAGGCAAGUAACGGCUCUGGGGCGCAGAGAAUAAAUCAAUCUGCUUCAACGCCCAUGCAUGAUGUUCUCAGUAUUAAAGUUCACACAGCCUGCUGUGGAGUGGAGAAACACAGUGUCUUAUAUACCGAUUUCUGCGAGUGGAUUUUGCUAAUAAAUCGCUUUGGCCGUGA